AUACUGUCUUUAUAAGAACCCAGAGACUGAUAUUGCAGAACCUGCUUCCGCCGAGCUCAGAAGAAGAGAAGAGAAGAAGGAGGAGGCAUCUUCAUCACCAAGAUGGUUAAAGGACGCCAAGGAGAACGUGUUAGACUUUAUGUCAGGGGCUCAAUUCUUGGAUACAAGAGGUCCAAGUCAAAUCAGUACCCAAAUACUUCUCUCAUCCAGAUUGAGAAUGUAAACUCCAAGGAAGAAGUUGCGUGGUACGCUGGGAAGCGCAUGGCUUACAUUUACAAAGCCAAGGUAAAGAAGAACGGUAGCCACUAUCGAUGCAUUUGGGGUAAGGUCACCAGACCUCAUGGUAACAGUGGUGUCGUUAGAGCUAAGUUCAAGUCAAAUCUGCCGCCAAGAUCGAUGGGAGCAAGGGUGAGAGUGUUUAUGUAUCCAAGCAAUAUAUGAGAUUGUCAGGACUCGUUGGUCGUGGGGCUUGUUUAUCUGGAUACUUAACACAUUUGCAUUAUGCGAGUUAAUUUUUUAUGUUUCUUUUUAGCUCGUGAGCAGAAUUGUAUCUCGUUUAGGAUGACGAAUGAAUCGUAUGUUUCUUCGUCAAGGAGGAUUUCGAGUCUCAAUUUUAUAAAUGGAUUUUUUACUCAA
This is a messenger RNA of Vigna umbellata (rice bean), 636 nucleotides long. RefSeq names its product large ribosomal subunit protein eL33w-like. The record is from RefSeq and is a predicted model, not a curated record. Gene Ontology annotation, molecular function: structural constituent of ribosome. Lineage: Eukaryota; Viridiplantae; Streptophyta; Magnoliopsida; Fabales; Fabaceae. Gene Ontology annotation, cellular component: ribosome. Gene Ontology annotation, biological process: translation.